Molecule: messenger RNA, 975 nt
Organism: Physella acuta
Lineage: Eukaryota; Metazoa; Mollusca; Gastropoda; Physidae
Product: BLOC-1-related complex subunit 5
Biological process (GO): positive regulation of anterograde synaptic vesicle transport; organelle transport along microtubule; lysosome localization
Cellular component (GO): cytoplasmic side of lysosomal membrane; BORC complex; synaptic vesicle membrane
Source: RefSeq, a predicted model, not a curated record
UAGAUCUAGAUUCAACUCAGAUCAAGAAAUUCUAGAUUCUAAAUCUAAAUUUGUCUGAAGAUCAAGGCCCUAGUUAAAUACUGAAGGUUUUUGGAUAGAUGGGCUCUGAUCAAAGUACUUUGCCAGCGGGAGCUCCUGGCAGUAACCUAAGAUCUCAAAGGGAUGAGGAGAUACCCUACACACAAUAUUCUAUCAGUAAACCAAUAGAUUCUCAUUCCCCAAGACAGUCUCCCAGACCUCACAAGACCCAGAGACCAGUGGUCAAGCAGGAGAAGGAUGGAACACCAAAACAUGAAAUUGUUGUUGUUGCCGAUGGUCUGAUCCCAGUGAAAGAUCCUGACCCCGAGCUCACUAAACUCAACACAAUCCCGGUGUUCUUCCCCAUUUUGAAAGGUUCCCUCAAUAUCCCAGUGGGCAGUAAGGAGGUGGAUGUGCUUGACAAGCUGGACCACAAACAGUUAUUACUUCUCUGUUUGAGAUAUCAAGACCAUUUGCGGCAGUUGGCUGAAGCCGUUGCCUUUGACCAGAAUGCUCUGUGUAUACGAAUAAAAGAGAUGGACCAUACUAUUCAUGUUCUUAUGAACACUCUGACAGACAGACAAAAAAAAUACAGUAAAUAUGUUGAACAAUUUGGUAGAGUCACAGAAACCUUAACCACACUGAAAAAAAUUCAGAAAUCUAUGGAGGACAUUGUGCCUAAAAUGGACAUGUUGAACCGGUUACUCCCAACAUCUGAACAGCUUGAACCGUUUGGAACAAAACCUGAAAGAUCUAUGUCCAAGCCAUGAAUACCUUAAGUGAUAAAAAAAAUAGACAACUUAUUUUUUCUUUAAGAAAGAAAGAAUUUAAAAAUGUAAAAAAUAAUGAAAUAAACACAAAACCUUUAAUAGUUGGGUAUUGAAAGUAUUCCUACUUCUUGUAAUGCCAAACCAAAUAAUGGAACAUUUUUCAGCCAUCCAUUUAAAAAAUACUUUU